AUGACCGAGACCCGCCGUUCUGGUUUCGCUGCGCUGUGGCGCACCAAGCCCCUCGCGGUGAUCCACGCCGAGGAGAACUCACAGGAUAUCCCGCGUACGCUGGGGAUGUUUGACCUUUGCUGCAUCGGGGUGGGAGGAACCAUCGGCAGCGGUAUCUUCUCCACCGCCGGCUCGAUCAUCUCGGAGACCGCCGGGCCAGCCGCGGUGGUGAGCUGGAUCAUCGGCGGCGUCAUUUGCACCCUUAAUGCGCUGGCGUACAUGGAGCUGUGCACGCGCGUGCCGUCCUCGGGCAGCACGUACGCGUACGCCUACCACACGAUUGGCGAGCUUCCUGCUGUCGUCGCAGCGUGGUUGUUGACGCUCGAGUACGCUGUGUCCGGCGCGGGUGUGGCGCGCAGCUGGGGUGACAAGGUCGAGGAGUGGCUGCUGCUUGAGUACCCCGACAAGAGCUUCAACUGGCUCAACUUGCAGUCCGCUAACCUGUGCGGGGGCCUCAUCCAGUUCCUGAGCAUGGUGGUGCUCCUGGUGGGCGUGCGGUUCGGCAAGAACUUCGUGAAUACCGUCACCAUAAUCAAAAUGAGCGUCGUGGGCUUCAUCAUCGUUGCCGGCUUUGCGGCCAUGGACCCCGACAACUUGUCGCCGUUCGUUCCCACGCGCACCGAGCUGAACGGCGCUAUGGCUUUCGGAACGCAGGGCAUCAUCACCGGAGCGUCCCAGGCGUUCUUCGGCUACGUUUGCUUCGAUGAAGUUUGCUGCCUCGCCGGUGAGACGAAGAACCCCAAGAAGAUCAUGCCCAUUGCCGUCAUGGCCGUAGUGAUCGCCACAAUGGUGCUCAGCGCGCUCUGCUCUCUUGUGCUGUCUGGCAUGGUGCCGUACCUCGACGCCGGCAGCUUUGGAGACGGAUUCGAGGGCCACGGAUGGAAGUGGGCUGGCACUAUCGUGCGUGCUGGUGAGGUGGUGACGAUGCCCGUGGUGGCGCUCAUCGGCUUCCUGGCGCAGCCGCGACUCAACUACGCCCUCGCCUGCGACGGACUUCUGCCUCGCGUCUUCACUGAGGUCGACUCCAAGGGAAACCUGUUCAAGAACACGCUCAUCACGGGUCUGUUCUUCACGGCGAUCGCCGUCGUCGUGCCCUUCGACACGCUCUGGGAUAUCGUCAACUUCGGCGUCAUGAUGUCGUUCAGUAUCGCCAACAUUUCGCUGACGCUGGCGCGCAUGAAGCCGCAGUCGCCCAAGUUGGCCCCCAGUCUGGUCGCCGCGCUGUUUGUGACGGCCGGAUGCACGGUCUUCCUGUACCAGGAAGGCUACGAAAACAGCUCGUCCACGGCGUGUCUGGUUCUCGCCAUCGCCUGCCUCGUCGUCACUAUGGGGAUUGCCGUGGUGUUGUUUGUCAAGUGCCUGCAGACAGCCAACUCGCCUGGCCUGUUCGCUGCUCCGCUGGUGCCGUUCAUCCCGGCGGUUUGCAUCCUCGCCAACUGGUACAUGAUCGCGCAGAUCGACCACUUGGCGCAGGCUCUCAGCGUCGCCUGGAUGGUCGUCGGCGCUCUCUCGUACUUCGUGUACGGCUACUCCCACGCCGAGGCGCGCAGUGGCUGGAGCCGAUUGCUGGCCCAGAGCCUGCCCACCCACGGCGACAGCCUCUCGGCCCCAAUGCUAUCGGCGAAGUUCUCGUUGCAGUCCCCCGCUGCUUAG
Phytophthora sojae is the source of this 1692-nucleotide messenger RNA. RefSeq lists its product as hypothetical. The transcript has a single exon. Bases 1 to 1692 code for a protein of 563 amino acids. Gene Ontology annotation, molecular function: amino acid transmembrane transporter activity. Lineage: Eukaryota; Oomycota; Peronosporomycetes; Peronosporales; Peronosporaceae. Gene Ontology annotation, cellular component: membrane. Gene Ontology annotation, biological process: amino acid transport; transmembrane transport. The record is from RefSeq and is a predicted model, not a curated record.